Penicillium diatomitis is the source of this 1791-nucleotide messenger RNA. RefSeq lists its product as uncharacterized. NCBI's taxonomy places the organism in Eukaryota, Fungi, Ascomycota, Eurotiomycetes, Eurotiales, Aspergillaceae. The transcript is spliced from 8 exons. The record is from RefSeq and is a predicted model, not a curated record. Gene Ontology annotation, molecular function: phosphorelay response regulator activity; sequence-specific DNA binding; DNA-binding transcription factor activity. The coding region runs from base 1 to 1791 and encodes 596 amino acids. Gene Ontology annotation, biological process: phosphorelay signal transduction system; regulation of DNA-templated transcription.
AUGGAGGGUGGCCAGACCUCGUCGAAUUCCGCCCCCGCUGGGAACUCCAGCGAUUUUGUUCGCAAACUGUACAAGAUGCUGGAGGACCCUUCCUAUGCAUCAAUUGUACGCUGGGGCGAUGAAGGUGAUAGCUUUGUGGUUCUCGAGUGUGAGAAAUUCACCAAGACCAUUCUGCCGAAACACUUCAAGCACAGCAACUUUGCGAGUUUUGUGCGCCAACUCAACAAAUAUGACUUCCACAAGGUCCGCCAAAACAACGAAGAGAACGGGCAGUCGCCGUAUGGGCAAAAUGCCUGGGAAUUCAAACAUCCCGAGUUCCGAGCCAAUAGCAAGGACUCCCUAGACAACAUCCGCCGCAAAGCUCCUGCGCCUCGCAAGCAAACCCAGCCGACCGAUGAGGCGGCCCCAACUCAACAGAUCGAUCUACUUAACCAGCAGAUUGUCGCCCAGCAACAACAAAUACAGCAUCUCUCAGACCGAUACGCGCAACUCACCGUCGAUCAUCAACUCAUGCUGCAGGAAUCAAUGCGCGUCCAGAAGACGGUCUUGAACCACGAAAACGUCAUCCACCAACUCAUGACCUACCUGCUCUCAGUCGAUGCGCGCCAGCGACGAGACAACAAGGCCCUCUCGUUCCAAGCGCAAGGCGGCGCCGGCGUCAGUCCGGGGCAGGUCGGCGCGAUGGAUGACGCGCCCUCCUCUCCCCUGCAGCAGGCGUCCAAAUUGUUGAGCGACAUGAAUUCCGAGAUGCAAUUUAACAUGGCGGCGAUCGACCCGGCAGCCAACGAUGCCUCCAAGGCUGCGGUCCCAGUGGCCGCGCCCGUCUCUCGGUCGGAAACGACGGCACCCCUAAUACCGCCGCCAUGCCAACAUGUCAACAAUGUGCCGUAUCCUAUGCCCGCCAAACCAGAUGUUGAUGCCAACGAUGCGCAACGGUUCCAAGACAACGGCAAUCGCAAGAAGACGACGAACGUCGAUCCGGGCUGGAUGCGCAGCCCUCAAAUCUUGCUUGUGGAGGACGAUGCGACGUGUCGACAGAUUGGUGGCAAAUUCCUGUAUUCCUUCAACUGUGUCGUCGAUACUGCUUUUGACGGCCUCGAAGCUGUCAACAAGAUGCAGGCCGGCUCCAAGUACGAUCUCAUCCUGAUGGAUAUCAUUAUGCCAAAUCUCGACGGUGUAUCCGCCUGUCACCUCAUCCGCCAGUUUGACCGAACUCCCAUCAUUGCCAUGACCUCCAACAUCCGAAGCGAUGAUAUUCAACUCUAUUUCCAGAACGGCAUGGAUGAUGUCCUACCGAAACCUUUCACUCGCAAAAGUCUUCUCGGCAUGCUCGAGAAGCACUUGGUUCACCUGAAAACGAUGGCACAGCCCAUCGACGCCACGCCAGCUCCAGCGCCGAGUGCGAUGACCGUUCAGCCUUCGGCCACGCAGUCAAUCAAAGAGGACAAUAGCUCCCCCGGCCAAUCUCCGGCCGGCUCAAUGACGAAUUGGCAGUCUCCGGGUCAGUUCCAUGGCAUGCCUUCAGUGCCACAACCGAUGUCUGCAGUUCCCGGUCAGUACGUCCCUGGUCCCGGCGCGCCGCCGGGGACGUACGCCGUCGAUCAAAACGGCAUGCAGUACCCAGCACCUGCCAGAGUCACCGUUCCCUCCAAUGGCGGACCACCCCGGCCUCAGCACCGUCGGCAAAUGUCUGACAUGUCGAGUGCCACCGAGAACCCCAAUGUCAAACGGCAGCGCAUGUACUCACAAAAUCAACCGAUGAUGGCUGUCCAAGCCGGUCGGCCUGGUUGA